AUGUCAUUUUUCUCUUGGGCGGUUGGUUUACAAGGAGCUGCCACUUGUUUAUUAACGGCUGCUCGCACAUUAACAACCAAUAAUAGUUCUUUGGAGAAUGAAAUUGGAGAGCAACGUGAUUUAAAUUUACUUAGAGAGUUUAACUCGGGGGAUCUAAGAAGAUCAAGGAAAGAUAAGAAUCAACAACAAAACGAUACCAAAGAUUUCGUGUUGGAAUAUUUUAAUUCGCUUAUUGAAAAUGAUCCUUUGUUGAAAUCUUUUAUGAAGCAUGAUUCUAAAAGCAGUAAAAGCAAUGCCGUUAGCAAUAGUAGCAGCAGUAGAAGCAAAGCCAAUUCCAGCGCCGAUACUGAAAAUGGAACCAAGAAAAAACGUAACAGAAUAAAAAAACCUGUUGAUCCGAAUGCACCAAAAAAACCUGUUAGCGCGUUUCUCCUUUACCAAAAAGAUGUCCAAGAUGAAAUACGUAAAGAAUUCCCCGACACUAAAUGGAACGAUAUUUUACGCAUUAUUAGUCAACGAUGGCAAAGUCUUUCAAACGAUGACAAAAAGAUAUAUGAAACCAAACUUCAACAGGCAAGGCAUAAUUAUGAAAUUGAAUAUAAAACUUAUAUGGAAAAUAAGGAUAAUUCAUCAUCAAAUAUGAUUGAGACUACCGAUGACAAUAAAGAAACCGCUUCUAGUUCCAAAAAAGGGAUGGAUGACGGCGAUGAUAAGUUUAAAAAUCAUAUCAAAAAAUCCAAGAAAGACAAGAUCAACUUUACAAAUAUUGAUGACGGAGAAGAAUAUGGCGAUGAUCUAGCAGCAAGAAAAAGAUCUCAUAUAAAAGUAGAAGGAGAUGAGGCUGUUAGACCUACAAUAAUAGUUGGCAAUAAUAGAGAUCUAAAUAAUAAUAAUGACAAUUUACAUAAAUUAUCACCCAACAAUAAAACAAAGAAAAAGAAACCAAAAGAUAUUACUACAGAAACAAGAUCAUAA
This is a messenger RNA of Entrophospora candida, 975 nucleotides long. NCBI's taxonomy places the organism in Eukaryota, Fungi, Glomeromycota, Glomeromycetes, Entrophosporales, Entrophosporaceae. The record is from the annotation of a GenBank genome assembly.